AGAUGAAGCUGAAACGGGACUCGUCUGUCAGUUUUGUUUGAGCGUAAAAACAAACCAUAUCGCAGUUUAUAGCGAUACAACAUUAUUAUUAUUGUUUUAAUAAGCUUUUCUGCGUUUAAAAAAAAAAAAAAAAAAGAGCGGCAGCUCGAAUUCCAGAAGGGAAGUUUUGUUUCCGGGUUACGGUGGGCGGGGCCGCUGGAGUGUCGGUGUGUGGACUCGGUGCUGCUGUGUUUUGUGCCCCGCUGCGUUUUGUUGACUCUGUAGUCAGUGUUGAAGCGGAGCGCCGUUAGCCCGGGCGGCUCGGAGUGUUGGCGGUGAAGCUCGCGGAGAAGCCCGCCGACUCCGCGCUGCUGCUGCUGCUGCUGCGGGCCUCAGGAUGGAGGUGACGGAGAUCCGGCUGCCGGCGGGAGCGCGCGCUGUGCGGCUGCGGGAGUGGAAGGUGGAGCCCGGGGCGCUGGUUAAGGUGGACUCGGUGGUCGCGCUGUGUGUGGCGGUUCCCACCGACACCGAGUCCGGCUCGGAGCAGCCCAAGAGGCGCUUGCUGGAGAAGAAGGUGAAGUCUGACCGCGCCGGAGUGGUGAGGGAGCUGUGCUCUCAGCUCGGAGAGGUCAUAUCUCCCGGGGAUGUUAUAGCACGGAUAGAAGAAUGCAGCCACCCCAUUGUGAUGAAGGGUCUGUGUGCAGAGUGUGGUCAAGACUUAACUCAGCUGCAGAACAGGAACGGCAAACAGCAGAACCCCAUCUCUACAGCCAUGGUUUCCAUGGUGCACAGUGUUCCAGAGCUGAUGGUCAGCUCGGAGCAAGCAGAGCAGCUUGGCCGAGAAGACCAGAAGAGGCUCCACAGAAACAGGAAGCUGGUUCUCAUGGUGGAUCUGGACCAGACUCUAAUCCACACCACAGAGCAGCACUGUCAGCGCAUGUCUACCAAAGGAAUUUUUCAUUUCCAACUGGGGAGAGGCGAGCCCAUGCUGCACACGCGGCUCAGGCCUUACUGCAAGGAGUUUCUGGAGAAGAUUUCCAAGAUGUACGAACUGCAUGUGUUCACUUUCGGAAGUCGCCUCUAUGCACACACCAUUGCAGACUUCUUGGACCCCGAAAAGAAACUUUUCUCACAUCGAAUCCUGUCUCGAGAUGAGUGCAUCGACCCGUUUUCCAAGACAGGAAAUCUGAGGAAUCUGUUCCCAUGUGGCGAUUCCAUGGUGUGCAUCAUUGACGAUCGAGAGGAUGUGUGGAAGUUUGCUCCGAACCUCAUUACAGUGAAAAAAUAUGUCUACUUCAAAGGAACGGGUGACAUCAAUGCCCCACCCGGGUCCCGAGAAGCCCAGCUGGCAAAAAAAAGUGCAGGUAGCCUAUCUAGUCAACCUGUCGAGACCACUAACCCUUCUGGAUCAUCAGCCAAUGGGGGGAAGAAUAACGGCCUCCAGAAACAAGACAAGGAUAAAAAGCUUGACGAAACAUCAGUCUGUGUCCCGGACGUUCAAGGAGCAUCAGCGAGCCAGAGAACAUAUCCUGAUGGAAAGAGGACGGAAAAGUCGCAAUCGAGUAAUAAGUCUGAUAUUAAAUUAGAAGAGUCGGGUGACGUGGACAAGAUGAGGCAGUCAAGUGAAACUGUUGACCAGGAGAACGGAACUGUAGCUGACGGCGAUGACUCGGCUAAACCGGAAUCACCACAUAAUAAAAAUGACCAGCUCUCAGAAACCAUAAAACUUAAACAAGCUGAAGAGUGCUGCAGUACAAAGGAGAAUGGAGAUGGACACGGAGUAGACACGGACAGUAUCUGUGAUCUGGAUGACGAAGAGAGUUUUGGUGAUAACGGAUGUUCUGACAAGAAGGAAACCGAGACGGAGUCUCAAAACAGCGAGCAGUCAGGGGUCACCAUGGGAGAGGAGUCUUUAGACCACAGCAUGGUGGAUGAAGAAGAGGAGGAUGAGGAAGACACGGACAAGGAUGAUCAUUUGAUUUACCUUCAAGAGAUCUUGAUGCGUAUUCAUAAUGAGUAUUACUCGCGCUACGAGGCUUACCUGCGGGGCGACUGCUCGGAGAUGCCAGACAUCCGUAAAAUUGUCCCUGAGCUGAAGAGCAGUUCCCUGGCUGGCACCAACAUCGUGUUCAGUGGAUUGUACCCAACAAACUACCCCAUGGAGCGAACACGAGAGAGCUACCAUGCAAAAGCACUGGGGGCCAAGAUUGGCAAGAGACUUGUGCUCAAUCCCAAAGAUCCCAACUGCACCACCCACUUGAUUGCCGCGCGUGCAGGUACGGAGAAGGUCCGGCAGGCCCAGGCCUGUAAGCAUCUGCACAUAGUGAAUCCGGAUUGGCUUUGGGGAUGCUUGGAGCGGUGGGACAGAGUGGAAGAGCAGCUGUUCCCACUUAAGGAUGACUACACAAAAUCACAGAGAAGUAAUAGCCCAUCAUCAAUUCCUGAUGUUCCAGAGUCCUUCCCAGCACCUGUUAUUCACCCUGUUUCCAUCCAGCCCAAAGGCCUUCUGGCUCCUGAGGUGCACACAUAUGAUUCUGUAACUGGGAAGUUGAUCCGAAGAGGCCCUCAAGCGCCACGUCUCACCCAAAAAUCAUCUGUGGCGCUGCCUGGACAUGAAGUGCACUUUAGGGAUUUAAGAUUUCUGCAACAGGAAGAUGCUGAAAGCUCAAGAGCAGAUGAUGAGCAGCCUGCAGCAUCACGCAGGAAACGCCAGCCAAGCCUGUCUGAAACCAUGCCUCUUUACACGCUCUGUAAGGAGGACCUCGAUAGUAUGGACAGAGAGGUGGAUGAUAUUCUUGGAGAAGAAAGUGAUAAUGAUAGUGAGGGAAAAGAGAAGGAAGAGAAAAUGGAGGGAGAAGACGAAGAUGAGGAGAGCAGCAGGCAAAGUGCUGAAACGACAGAUUACCAACGGUCCCUGGACACAUCUGUCAAAACCACAUCAUCAGCAUCCAAAGAACAUGGCAGUCGGACUGCGAGUGCGCCAAGAAGCCACAAGAGAAAACUGCAGGACACCAGAGAUGAUGAUGAUGACGACAAAGACGGAGAUGUGACCAGCCAGUCCAGUAAGGAGUCGAACGAGGAUGGCAGUAGCUCCGAAGCAGAUGAGAUGGCUGCUGCCCUGGAGGCAGAGUUAAACGACUUCAUGUGACCAGUGAGACAAAUGACAAUGAACUGACCUUUUCGUUUCCAACAGUUACGCUUCUACGGCCCGAAUCGUGCAUGUCACUUCUACUAUAUCAAUAAACUCGCGUGCGUUAACGUACGCGUGUGUUUUAUUGUACGUGGAACAAAAGGUGGAUAAAUAUUUACAAAGUGAAUUAUUAAGGCGUGAUCGACCAACCUGUUAAACAUUUUAUCGCAUCAUCUUGGACAGUGGAUGGUUAGAUAUUUUUUCUUCACUUUGAAGGUUUUUACAAAUUAAUAAAUAAAUAAAGAAAAAGAAUUUGUGAUAACUGCCAAAGACUAUGACAGGCAGCUAUAUUUUUUCAUAGGUUUCUGUUUUGUUUUUUUUUUUCUUCCUCUCCCCCACUUUUUGUCUAUGCAUAAAAAAAAUAUUUUGGCACAUUAGUGUUUUCCAAGGAGACAUAUUGGACUGAAUACUUUGCCAAACUGGGUGUUCAUUUAUCAUUUCUAUGUUCUUCUGUGGCAUCACUGUAUACAUUUAACUUAAAAUUAGCUUCCUUUACAAUAUUUUGGGUUUCUUGUGCUUUUAUUUUUAUGUUCAUUUAAAAGUUGAUGUAUGAUAUUAUGAUUGUAUAUUCUGUUUCAUACUGUUUCCUUACUAACUACCUUUCCUUACUAAACAAAAUGUAAAAAAAAAAAAAAAAGGUUUUAGAGAUUGUUCAUGAUUUGAAAACCUGCUGGUAGUUUCUUCAGCUAAAUUCUUGGGGGGGUAGAAUCAGGGCUUUGACCACAAUAGAAUGUUUCUGAAAUUAUGAAAGAAAAUACAAAAAUUAUUUUUUUUUGAAAGAUUGCUUGGCUUUGUGCCUGCAAAGAUGAUUUGUAAGGAGUUGAACACAGUGCUGAAUUCACUGUUUACCCAAAGAUGUCUAAAAUCAUUCUGUGCAGACGUUUUAAGAAGUUUUAAGAUGUUUAAAUGACCUAAUAAAAAGGCAUUUGAAAAUA
Messenger RNA from Neoarius graeffei (lesser salmon catfish), 4104 nucleotides. It is a transcript of the gene ctdp1, whose product is annotated as CTD (carboxy-terminal domain, RNA polymerase II, polypeptide A) phosphatase, subunit 1. The coding region runs from base 377 to 3127 and encodes 916 amino acids. Gene Ontology annotation, molecular function: RNA polymerase II CTD heptapeptide repeat phosphatase activity. The transcript is spliced from 13 exons. NCBI's taxonomy places the organism in Eukaryota, Metazoa, Chordata, Actinopteri, Siluriformes, Ariidae. Gene Ontology annotation, cellular component: nucleus. The record is from RefSeq and is a predicted model, not a curated record.